AACUUUGUUUCACUACUCACACUUGCGAACAGACUAGAGAGAGAAACUUUGUAAGAGAGGCAAUAAUGGCGACUCUUAGCGUGCCGGAGGUGGUUCCUUCUCCAUUGGAGGACGCUGAGCAACUCCGAAAGGCUUUUGAAGGAUGGGGAACAAAUGAGAGCUUAAUCAUAUCGAUUUUGACUCACAGGAAUGCUCAUCAGCGUAAACUGAUUAGGCAGGCAUAUGCUGAUACUUAUAAUGAGGAUCUUCUGAAAGCACUGGACAAAGAGCUUUCAAGUGACUUUGAGCGAGCUGUGCUGCUGUGGACAUUGGACCCUGCUGAGCGUGAUGCACUUUUGGCCUAUGAUUCCACACGGAGAUUCACUUCAAAUCUGUGGGUUCUUGUUGAAAUUGCUACUACUAGGUCUACUCACGACCUAUUUGAGGUAAGGAAGGCAUAUCAUGCUCGUUACAAGAGAUCCAUCGAAGAAGACAUCGCAUAUCAUGCAACCGGUGACUACCGCAAGCUUUUGGUUCCUCUUGUGAGUUCAUUGAGGUACGGUGGAGAUGAAGUGAACAAUACAUUGGCAAAAGCAGAGGCUAAGAUACUUCGUGACAAGAUCACAAAUAAGGCCUAUAAUGACGAUGAUUUCAUCAGGAUUAUCUCUACUAGGAGUAAGGCGCAGCUGAAUGCAACCCUCAAUCACUAUAACAAUUCCUACGGAAACGCCAUCAACAAGGAUUUGAAGGCCGAUCCCAAUGAUGAAUACCUGAAAUUAUUGAGAGCAGUAAUCAAGAACUUGACAGUUCCAGAGAAAUACUAUGAAAAGGUUCUGAGGCAGGCUAUCAACAAGUUGGGGACAGACGAGUGGGGCCUUACUAGGGUUAUCACCACCAGGGCUGAGGUUGACCUGAAACGCAUCAAAGAAGAGUACCAUCGAAGGAACAGCGUCCCUUUGGACCGUGCCAUUGCCAAAGACGUCUCUGGAGAUUAUGAGAAGUUUCUCAUUGAACUGACUGGACACGGUGAUGCUUGAGAGUUUUCUUGAUCUCAAGAGUUCUUCUCCAUGGUUCCAGUUGAGUUAUGAGUGCCGUUUGUCGCUUCCUUACACCUGCCCUGUGUCGUUGCUUGUUAUUGUGUUGUGCCUUGUUAUGGAUUUGUAGACCUUAUGCUAUUUAUUUGUGAAUGCUUUUAAGACUAAAGUUUGAAUAAAUGAUGGGCUGAGUCUUCUGUUUCUGUA
Morus notabilis is the source of this 1220-nucleotide messenger RNA. Its product is annotated as annexin D2. Gene Ontology annotation, molecular function: calcium ion binding; calcium-dependent phospholipid binding. The record is from RefSeq and is a predicted model, not a curated record. NCBI's taxonomy places the organism in Eukaryota, Viridiplantae, Streptophyta, Magnoliopsida, Rosales, Moraceae. The coding region runs from base 66 to 1016 and encodes 316 amino acids. Gene Ontology annotation, cellular component: cytoplasm; cytosol. The transcript is spliced from 5 exons.